CGUGCUAUAUAUGAAGCUUCAAAUCCAUGUCUGCGUUUUAAGACACGACUCUGUCACGUGAUACAAAAGCACUUUCGGGUUGAGUUGACGAGUUCAAACCAUAUUGUCCUCGUGCGAGCAAGUUGCUUCUUCCAGUUCUCUGAACCAAACUAACUCCACUCAACACCUUGUCCCAACAUUCAUUUGAAUAAGCAGUCUGCCCUGACAGCGGAGCUUAUUUUGUUCAUCCCCUUUUCUCAUCUCGUUCGCGACUUGGGCCUCCUCUCUACGUUUACGCUUUACCUGCGAGGAGAAGUGGCAACCAUUUCCGCAGUCUCUCACUCGAUCACGGAUUGUGCUGAUGGGAACCAAAGAGAUCGAGCAACGCAUUUCGUCUUCUGCUUCAAUCCACCAAUGGAAGUAUGACGUGUUCGUGAGCUUCAGAGGCGAGGACAUAAGGAAGACCUUCGCAGCCGACCUCUUCCGUGCGCUGAAGCAGGCGGGGAUCUACUAUUUCAGGGACAACGACAAAGUGCAGACCGGGAUUUUCAUCGCGACAAAGCUGCUCGGCGCGAUUCGCCACUCUAGGGUUGCCCUCGUCGUGUUCACCACCAACUACGCCGACUCACGGUGGUGCUUGAACGAGCUGGUGGAGAUCCUGGAGUUCAACAGGAGGUUCAGAGAUCAUCAGGGUCACGUGGUUCUGCCCAUUUUCUAUGAUGUUGAGCCAGGGGACGUUCGGAAACAGAGUGGGCGAUUCGGGGAUGGUUUCGGAAGGUGUUUGGCCACCCACCGGGACGAUUUGCUGGUGCAGAAGUGGAGGGAUGCGCUUAAAGAAGCUGGCAAUUUGUCAGGAUGGCACUUGAAUAAUGAUGCUAAUCGGGAUCAAUCAAAAUUCAUCAAGCAAAUUGUAGAACAUCUCUUCAGGAUCAGCCCUAGACCAAUCUCCCCCUAUUUUGUCGAAAAUGCUAUUGGGGUAGAUUCCUUUGUAGAGGACGUGAUAUCGUUGCUGGAAAUUGGGUCAGAGGAUGAUGUCCGUGUGGUUGGAAUAUGGGGAAUAAAAGGAAUUGGUAAGACAACGGUGGCCAAAGUCGUCUGCGAUCGCAGUUUUAGGGAAUUUGAAGGUGUUAGCUUACUCGAAAAUGUCGGAGAUGCAAACCAAGAUGCGAUUUUACUUCUUCAGAAGAGACUUCUCCACGAUGUUCUUAAGGUACAAGAUCUAGAAUUGUAUGAUCUUAACAGCAACAUCAACGAGAUAAAAACUAAGCUCUGCCAGAAAAGGAUCCUUCUAGUCCUCGAUAACAUCACUAAGAAGGACCAAAUUGAGUAUUUCGGUGGUGGAGAUCAAGAAUGGUUCCAACAUGGGAGUAGAAUAUUGAUUACUACAAGAGAUGAGCAGUUGCUGGACGAUCUCAAAGUAGAUAACAAGUACAUGCUCCCAGGAUUGACUCAUAAAGAAUCGCUCCAACUCCUGAGUCGCCAUGCCUUCCACAAAGACCACCCUAAAGAAGGCUAUGAAGAGUUGUCAGAGAGGCUUGUCCACUACACGGGUGGACUUCCACUAGCUCUUAAAAGAUUUGGCUCCUUCCUUUCUAAGAAGAGAAAAAAUCAGUGGCAUGAGAUAUUGGAGAAGUUGGUUAGAGACCCUCAUCUUGCCUCUGUUGGAUUACCUUUAGAACCAUUCUCCUCUGUUCUUCCCUUUCAAUCCGUAGGGCCAUAUGGAGGUCAUGGCGGGGAUUCUUAUGAUGAUAAAACAUCCACUGAUGUUAGAAAAAUAACUGUGGUUAUUGUGAGAUCAGUGAUCAAGUCCUUUACUAUUGAGUAUGAUCAGAAUGGAUGCUUGGUCCGCUCGCCAAGACAUGGUGGACCUUCGGAAGGCAAAAUAUGCACGGUAAAAUUAGAUUAUCCAAAUGAGUUCUUGACUUCUGUGUCAGGCUACAUUAAAGACGAAUCUGGAUGUGUCGUCAUUCAAUCACUUAUGUUCCACAGCAAUAGGAGACCUUAUGGUCCAUUUGGCAAUGAGAGCGGGAACUAUUUCAGAUUCUCACCGACUGAUGGGAAGAUCAUCGGAUUCUUUGGGAGGUUUGGCAAUUCUAUUGAUUCCAUCGGAGCAUAUUUUGGACCGAUCUCUCGUCCAUAUCCCUUUGAAGUUGUAGGCCCAUUUGGAAAUAGUAAUGGUGAAGGCCGAUGGGAUGACGGCAAGCAUACAGAUGUCAGACAAAUUGAUGUUGUUUCUGGUUCUGCAAUUGAGUCAAUUACUUUUACUUAUGAGCUAGGUCGUUCUUUUGCACAUGGUACAAGUGGUGGAGGCACAACAAACAAGAUAAGUCUGAACUGGUUAAUUGAGUAUCUAACUUCAGUUUCGGGCUAUAUUACGAGUGAUUUUGGCUCUACCGUCAUCCAUUCGCUCACGUUUCAAAGCAAUAAAAGAACAUACGGACCAUUCGGCACUGAAACCGGAAGGAAGUUUUCAUUUCCAGCAACUGGGGGAAAGAUCAUUGGGUUUUAUGGGAGUUCUGGUUCCCAUCUUGAAUCUCUUGGAGCAUAUUUCGAACCAAUCUCUCAUCUACACCCCAUCAAGUGUCUUGGACCAUUUGGCGGCCAAGGUGGAGACCAUUGGGACGAUGGAAAAUUUAAUGGUGUAAAGAAAAUAAAGAUGAUGUUGGAAGAUGUUGUCAAUUGCAUCUCCUUUGAGUAUGACGCAAAUGGCGAGUCUAUUUGGUCCUCUACACAUGGUCACAAUGGCAACGGAGAUAUCCAUAUGGUUAACUUCGACUACCCUCGUGAGUUCUUGACCUCAGUGUCAGGUUAUACCAGACAUGAUAAUUCUGUUAUUCAAUCACUCUCGUUCGGAAGCAAUUUAAGGAGGCAUGGACCCUUUGGUAAGGAAGAAGGGAGCUUCUUUGGCUGUGCAUUGACAUGCAGCAAGAUAAUUGGCUUUCUCGGAAGGUCUAGCAUCCAACUUGAUGCGCUAGGAGUCUACUCUGAACCAAUUCCUGAUCUUCGUCUCCUGAAAUCCGUAGGGCCAUUUGGAGGAGAAGGUGGCGGUCCAUGGGAUGAUGGAGAUGGCAUGGGUGUGAGAAAAAUAAUUGUAACAGGUGGACCGGUUAUUGACUCCAUUACUAUUGAGUACGACAAGAAUGGAUCUGUGGUUCAGGGCCCUAAACAUGGUGGAGAUGAAGGACAUCUAAUACUCGAGGUUAAACUCGAUUAUCCUCGAGAAUACUUGACUUCAUUUUCUGGUUACUUUGAAUUUUAUAGCCAUAAUAUUAUUAUUCGCUCCCUCACAUUUCAGAGCAAUGAACGAACUUUUGGGCCAUGCGGUAAAGAGGUCGGGAAGUACUUUUCUUUUCCAUCAACCGGUCAAAAGAUUGUCGGGUUUCAUGGGAGGUCUGGAAUGUGUAUUGAUUCACUUGGAGCACAUUUUGAGUCUUGACAUGCCAAGCUUUAUCUUUAUGUGCGCCAUGCAGUCGAUGUUUGAGUUCACAUAUAAAUGUGUCAUCAUGGACAUUCUCAUAAAUCUAAGAGUGUGAAUAGGUCGGUAUGAUAUAUCCUCUAAAUAUAAAGUGUGUUAAUGCAUUUAUUAUAGUGAAUCAAACCUUCAUCAACUAA
Molecule: messenger RNA, 3591 nt
Organism: Syzygium oleosum
Lineage: Eukaryota; Viridiplantae; Streptophyta; Magnoliopsida; Myrtales; Myrtaceae
Product: jacalin-related lectin 4-like
Exons: 6
Coding region: 341-3415 (1024 amino acids)
Biological process (GO): signal transduction
Molecular function (GO): ADP binding; carbohydrate binding
Source: RefSeq, a predicted model, not a curated record